UUAUUUUGCUUUUGCAUUAUACUAGCUUACUUAUUUGCCUCCUUUUACCUCCAUUACUCCCUUCCUUGUCCUGGCCACCUUUUGCUUUGCCGUUUGGACACACACCACCAUACUCGCUUGGCUUCUUCACCUCUCCUCUCCUCAGCUCCGUGGUUUCGUCGACGAUUGGUUGUUGCUGCUGCUGCUGUUGCUGCAGUUGCUCGAUCGGAAGGAGGAGCGAUGGAAACUCCUACCCCAUACCACCUGCAGUCCCCAAGGACCAUCGUCAAGAAGAUCAUCAGCAUGAAGCGGCAGCAGGAGCAGCAGUCCAAGAUCAUCCUGCAGCCGCGGCGCCGGACCACCCCGGCGAUGUGGUGCGCCGCCAUCGCCGGCUUCGCCUUCAGCGUCCUCCUCAUCCUCGCCGGCCUCGUCAUCCUCAUCGUCUACCUCUCGGUGAAGCCGAGGACGCCGUCCUUCGACGUCGCCAACGCCGCCCUCAACGCCGUCUACAUCGGCUCCCCCUCGUCCUACUACAACGGGGACAUGACGCUGGUGGCCAACAUCUCCAACCCCAACCACAAGAUGGGCGUCGUCAUCCAGUCCGGCGCCCUCGAGCUCUUCUUCCGGGGCAGGCUGGUGUCGGCGCAGGCUUUGCCGCCGUUCGCGCAGCCGCGGGGGCACUUCACCGUCCUCAACGUCCACAUGCUCUCCAGCCAGGUGGUGCUGCCGCCGGAGGUGGCCGCCGACCUGCUCAACCAGAUGAGGAGCAACAAGAUCCUCUACACCAUCAGAGGGAGCUUCAUGGUCCGGGAAAGGUUCUGGUCUUGGCACUACACCUAUCGGUUGACCGCCAUUUGUGACAUCGAGCUCACCGCGCCUCCCUCUGGAGUUCUUCUUGAUAGGAGAUGCACAACAUCAAAGUGAUUAUAUUGCUUUCCCUUGUGGAUCGAUGCUCUUUCUUUUCUCUUCUUGUAUCAAAUUUUAGAGGAAUUAAUUGGGUCAAGGCAUGCAUAUAUAUAUAUAUAUAUAUAUAUAUAUAUAUAUAUAUAUAUAUAUAUAUAUAUAUAUGGCAAAGCAAACAGAUCGACUAGCUAGUGUGGUUUGAGCUUGUGGCUUUCACAUACUUGUGUACACAGAUCGGUAGCUGCUUGAUCCACAAAGCUUCCUGCAACAUGUACAGCGGCAAUGGCUGCAUGCAUCGAUUGAUGCAGAGGCCGGAGGUUUAACCUCCUUUUCCAAAAAAAAACAUGUACAGCGGCAGGCACGCAGUGGUCGUAUGUAUGCAGGUGUCUAAAUAUAACUUGUA
This is a messenger RNA of Hordeum vulgare subsp. vulgare (domesticated barley), 1285 nucleotides long. Its product is annotated as NDR1/HIN1-like protein 10. The transcript has a single exon. The record is from RefSeq and is a predicted model, not a curated record. NCBI's taxonomy places the organism in Eukaryota, Viridiplantae, Streptophyta, Magnoliopsida, Poales, Poaceae. Gene Ontology annotation, cellular component: plasma membrane. Bases 220 to 903 code for a protein of 227 amino acids.